Messenger RNA from Pieris napi, 1762 nucleotides. It is a transcript of the gene sens-2, whose product is annotated as zinc finger protein Gfi-1b. The transcript has 6 exons. The record is from RefSeq and is a predicted model, not a curated record. Gene Ontology annotation, biological process: regulation of transcription by RNA polymerase II. Gene Ontology annotation, cellular component: nucleus. Gene Ontology annotation, molecular function: RNA polymerase II cis-regulatory region sequence-specific DNA binding; DNA-binding transcription factor activity, RNA polymerase II-specific. The coding region runs from base 55 to 1473 and encodes 472 amino acids. Lineage: Eukaryota; Metazoa; Arthropoda; Insecta; Lepidoptera; Pieridae.
CGCGAGUCGCACGUACGUUAGUAACAUUGUGUCGGUUAUGUUUUGACGUUUAAUAUGGAAGUAAGUGCUAUGAUACCGAUGCCUUUGGACUUUUCCAUGGUGAGAAACGGAUCGCCGCUAAGGGAUGAAUCGCCGAAGCCAAUCUCGAACAGCGCUUUCAGAGUUGUCACCCCGAAAGGUGUAUCAGCUAGUGAGGCUUUGAGGAAUGGCAUCUGCAAUUCGCUGUGGGGUGCAUCCAGCACACGUCCUGAUGGAAGAUUGACACCACCACCCCAGAAUAUGGAUACGUACAAUAGUAGAGAUGAAAUCAAAUUUGGAAUAAAUCGCCUGGUAGGGGAGCGGACUGAUGAAGAAGAUUGUGAAUCGCACAACAAUGAAACGCGACCGGAAGAUAUAUCACCGACAUCCCAGUGCGGCAGUCCAUGUUGGGCACCAUCCCCUCCAUCCCCUCGAUCAGUCCGGUCAACGUCUCCUGAACUAGAAGUGGAUUCCCCCCCAUCAUCACCGAGACGGCCGCCUGACUCAUCCCCAACUAUAAAACGAUCGGAGGCAUUUUCCGUAAGCGCACUUCUAAGACCAGACGCACCAAGAACUCAACCACAUAGACCUUUUUUAUACCCACCCCUGCCGUUUGCGGAGUUUCUAAGAGAUGCAGGCAGUCUUAGCCUCCCUGGAUGGGGGGGAUACAGCAAUCUGUACCUCCAUGCAGUUCAAGCAGCUGGUCCUGAGUUAUUGCGACUUCGCGCUGCAGUACUAGGAAACCCAAGCCCCCUAUCCAGGCCUUUGCCAAUUGGAGACGUGUAUUCGUGUGUUAAGUGUGAAAAGAUGUUCAGUACACCACAUGGAUUGGAAGUUCAUGCGCGUAGAUCACAUAAUGGAAAGCGACCAUUUGCAUGUGAGCUGUGCAGUAAGACAUUUGGACACGAAAUCAGUCUUAGCCAACACAGGGCUGUCCACAGCGUAGAAAAAGUCUUCGAAUGCAAGCAAUGUGGGAAGACCUUCAAACGUUCAAGUACCCUAUCGACACACCUACUCAUCCACUCUGACACUCGACCUUACCCAUGCCAGUACUGCGGCAAGAGGUUUCAUCAAAAGUCCGACAUGAAAAAGCACACCUAUAUUCAUACAGGUGAAAAACCUCACAAGUGUCAAGUAUGCGGCAAAGCCUUUAGUCAAUCUUCGAACCUAAUCACUCAUUCGCGGAAGCAUACCGGUUUUAAACCUUUUGCCUGUGAACUCUGCGGCAGAGCCUUUCAACGCAAGGUAGAUUUACGAAGACACAGGGAGACACAGCAUGCGGAUCUGCGCAAUGCUCAGCAUAUGCCAUCACAUACUGAUGUUCAUGCCAUGCACCCGGAUAUGCAUGUCUCGGAUCAUAGGAUAGAUCUUCGCACCACUCACCCAGAGCACAUUCGUCCCGACUACCGCGCCCUCAGUACCUCUGUACCGCCUCUACAGCCUCUUCCUUCUUGAAGCUCAACAGCCUUCGCGCCGUGGCGCCAAGGCUGAUAGGUAUAGAAAGACAAUUUGUGAUUUAACUCAGUAGUGAUGCUUUCUAAAGAUAAUGGGUAAUGUUAACAAUUAGUUUCAUUGUAUGAGCUUUUACGAUAAGUUUGACGGAUUUAUGACGGAUGGUAAUUGGAAUACAUUCUUUAGUAGCUGAGCCAUUGAUAUACAAAAAACCCGAGAUGCACAGUCUCGAAUAAAAGUAGCUCGAAAGUGUCCCGAAACACUAUUUCUGUCCCUUUCUAUAACAGUAUGU